AUGUCAAAGCCUCAAGCCGACUCAGUGACUGAAGACAUUAUGCUGGCGUUCUAUCGACGCCUUUACCCAUUCAAAUCGCUCUUCGCCUGGCUCAAUCACGAGCACGCGCCGACGAAGAUGUUCACAAACCGCGAGUUCGCGUUCACCCUCCAUAACGAGGCAUAUCUCAGGUAUCAGUCGUUUGCGAACGCGGAGGAGAUGAAGAAGCAGGUGUGCGCGCAAGUCCCGGCGCGAUUCGAGAUUGGCCCAGUGUAUAGCGCAAGGCCGCGCGACAAGAAGACGGUCCGCCCGGCCCUCUUCUUCCCCCAGCUCCGCGAGCUCGUCGUCGACAUCGAUAUGACCGACUACGACUCCAUCCGGACGUGCUGCAAGGGCGCGGACAUCUGCCGACGUUGCUGGGGCUUCAUCGCCGCCGCGGUGCGCGUGCUCGACAGCGGCAUCCGCGACCAGUUCGGGUACAAACAUCUGCUGUGGGUGUACUCCGGUCGGCGCGGCAUCCAUCUGUGGAUCAGUGAUCGGGAGGCGAUGGAGCUCACGGACGACCAACGGAAGGCGCUGGUCGGGUGGAUGACGGUCAUUGCGGGCGGAGACAUGAUGAGCAAGAAGGUGAACGUGCGCCCGCCGGGGAAGCCGCUACCACAAUCGAUCGCGCAAGCUUGCAAGGUUCUCACACCGGUGUUCGAAGAGUUGAUUCUCAGGGAUCAGAAAGUAUUCGACUCGGAGAAGGGCUGGAAAGACCUCCUGACUUUGCUACCUUCAGAGGUUGCGGCGGAGCUUGAGAUGGUAUGGCAGAAGUCGCCCUCAGAUGGUCCGGACGAGGCGGACGAAGAACCACGAUCCUCGGAAGACAAAUGGCAAGAUGUCAAGGACAGUGCGGCGCCCGCGCGGGCAAAGAAGUACAACGCCAAGGGAAUGGCGGGCAUCAUGACAGCAGCGAUGGAGGACAUCGUGCUGCAAUACACGUAUCCUCGACUCGACGCUGAGGUCUCAAAACAUCGGAACCACUUGCUAAAGGCGCCGUUUUGUAUACACCCGAAGACAGGACGCGUUUGCGUGCCGGUCGACCCGCGGAAAGUGGACAGAUUCAGGCUAGAAGACGUACCGACCGUGCAUCAACUUCUACGCGAGCUCGACCAGAACGUUGUUCCUCAAGCGAGCGAAGCUUCCAGCGGAGAACACCACUCGGAUUGGGAGAGAACGUCGCUCAAGAAGUAUGUGGACAUGCUCGACCAGCAUGUGCUGGGUCUCAUGGAGGAGACAAGAAAAGUGAAACAGCAGAUGGAUAUGUCGUGGUGA
This is a messenger RNA of Epithele typhae, 1296 nucleotides long. Its product is annotated as prim-pol domain-containing protein. Gene Ontology annotation, cellular component: alpha DNA polymerase:primase complex. The coding region runs from base 1 to 1296 and encodes 431 amino acids. NCBI's taxonomy places the organism in Eukaryota, Fungi, Basidiomycota, Agaricomycetes, Polyporales, Epitheliaceae. The record is from RefSeq and is a predicted model, not a curated record. The transcript has 5 exons. Gene Ontology annotation, biological process: DNA replication, synthesis of primer.